Fonsecaea erecta is the source of this 1686-nucleotide messenger RNA. RefSeq lists its product as hypothetical. Gene Ontology annotation, cellular component: plasma membrane; NADPH oxidase complex. The transcript is spliced from 2 exons. The record is from RefSeq and is a predicted model, not a curated record. The coding region runs from base 1 to 1686 and encodes 561 amino acids. NCBI's taxonomy places the organism in Eukaryota, Fungi, Ascomycota, Eurotiomycetes, Chaetothyriales, Herpotrichiellaceae. Gene Ontology annotation, molecular function: superoxide-generating NAD(P)H oxidase activity. Gene Ontology annotation, biological process: superoxide anion generation; defense response.
AUGUCGGAACGAACGAGGUCCACGCCCUUGAUGAGGAUGCUCCUCUCAGGAGAGGUCAGUGGAGAGGAGCCUAGAGAUUUGUCUCCUAAAGAGAGGUUUAAUAGAUGGAUGGUCAACGAAGGAUCUCGACGUCUAUUUGUCGGCAUCUUUAUCCUCGUGCACUGCAUGUUGUACGGUUUCGGCUUUAUGAACUACCAGCUGAAAGACAACCUGACCAAAGCCCGCGCCACCUACGGCUACGGCUAUCCCAUCGCUCGAUCUGCUGCCCUCGUCUUGCAUUUCGAUGUCGCCUGUAUUCUCCUGCCGGUUUGCCGAACCCUCAUUUCGCUCGCUCGCCAAACACCUCUGAAUGGAAUCAUACCUUUCGACAAAAACAUUACCUUCCACAAACUCGUGGGCUAUUCGAUUGUGUUCUUCACGUGGGUUCACACUAUUGCCCAUCUCCACAACGUCGCACAACUCUCCGCGAAGAACAACGGAGGCUUCAUCGGGUUCGUCAAGCUCAACUUCCUGACAGGCCCCGGCUGGACCGGCUAUAUUCUGACGAUCUCAGUCAUGGCCAUGUUUUUCACCGCGCUUGAGAAGCCUCGCCGAGCCAACUACGAGCGCUUCUGGAAUACCCAUCAUCUAUUUGUCAUCUUCUUCAUCUUCUGGUCCAUCCACGGAGCUUUCUGCAUGAUUCCCGCAGAUAACAAGCCGUUCUGUUUCGGCAAUGGCUCGUUCUACCUUUACUGGAUGGUGGGUGGCUUCACUUACCUUGUGGAGCGUGUCCUGCGCGAGAUCCGUGGCUACCAGAAAACCUAUGUGACCAAGGUGAUUGAGCAUCCCUCGAACGUGGUUGAAAUUCGGAUCAAGAAAGAGCAUACGAAAACGCGCCCCGGGCAGUAUAUCUUCCUGUGCUGUCCGGAGAUUUCACUCUGGCAGUAUCAUCCAUUUACCCUCACGUCUGCCCCUGAAGAAGACUAUCUGUCUGUCCAUAUCCGCAUGGUUGGCGACUUCACCAAAGCCCUCGGCAGAGUUCUCGGAUGCGAAGGCUUGAAGAUCCACGACGAGAAAAAGGCUCAAUACUCCGAAGCUGUGUCCAAGGUUGACGAGAGCGGUACGCAGCUCACUAAACUUCUGCCACGGCUAUACAUCGAUGGGCCCUUUGGUUCCGCCUCAGAAGAUGUCUUCAAGUUCGAGACUGUGCUCCUGAUCGGCGCGGGUAUCGGUGUGACCCCGUUUGCCUCGAUCCUAAAGUCUAUCUGGUACCGCAUGCGGGAAUCCGGAUCCUCUGCCCCGAGGACGCGACUGCGCAAGGUAUAUUUCUUCUGGGUGUGUCGAGAUUUCGGUUCCCUGGAGUGGUUCAAAUCCCUGCUCACGGCCAUCGAGAGCGAGGACAAGUGCCACGCGAUCGAAAUCCACGCGUACCUGACGGCCAAAAUCACCGCUGCCCAGGCGUCCAACAUCGUCCUGAACUCCGGGGACACCGACGCGAUCACGGGCCUCCGCACACCCACCAACUACGGGCGUCCCAACUGGGACAUGGUGUUUCGCGCCAUCCGCAAGAUCCACUGGCCCGGCGAGUGCGGCGUCUUCUUCUGCGGGCCCAAGGGCCUGGGGGCCGAGCUGCACGUCAAGUGUAACAUGUACACCGAGGCCGGGGAUCAGGGCUACAGCUUUGUCUGGGGUAAGGAGAAUUUCUAA